Molecule: messenger RNA, 9518 nt
Organism: Photinus pyralis (common eastern firefly)
Lineage: Eukaryota; Metazoa; Arthropoda; Insecta; Coleoptera; Lampyridae
Gene: rhea
Product: talin-1
Exons: 34
Coding region: 215-8950 (2911 amino acids)
Biological process (GO): cell-cell adhesion
Cellular component (GO): focal adhesion; plasma membrane; cytoskeleton
Molecular function (GO): structural constituent of cytoskeleton; actin filament binding; integrin binding
Source: RefSeq, a predicted model, not a curated record
CUGUGACCCUCGUUAUGACUUUUGAAGGGUGAUUUUUUAUUGUGCGGUGACUGUAAAAAUAAAGCGCUUCGCGAGGGUCGAUGAACAUAAGCUGUAGUGCGGCGUCGAAGGCAUUUGCGAUACAAAAUUUGGCGAUUUUCCUUUUACUUUGCUAAGUUAAACUCGGCCAUCAUUACCUUCAGCAGCUUUGUUCAAAUUCCCAUCCCUUAGAAAUAUGGCUCAAAUAUCGCUACGAAUUAAUAUCAUCGAAGGGAAUGUUACCAAAACUAUGGUAUUUGACCCUUCGACUACCGUAUACGAUGCUUGCAGAAUCAUACGAGAGAAGAUCAGCGAGGCUAAUCUGGGUCAACCCAAAGACUAUGGACUGUUUCUUACCGAUGACGACAACAAAACGGGGGUAUGGCUGGAACCGGGAAGACACCUAGAAUACUACAUCCUUCGCAAUGGCGAUACGUUAGAAUAUAGAAAAAAAACGAGAAUACUGAGAGUGAAAAUGCUUGACGGUUCCAUCAAAAGUGUGAUGGUGGACGAUUCUCAGAUUGUCGCGAAUUUAAUGGUCGUGAUAUGCACCAAAAUCGGAAUCACGAACCACGACGAGUACUCGUUAGUAUUAGAAGACCAGGAAAAUCAGGAAAAUAUCGAAAACAAAAACUACGGUACGCUUACACUCAAACGUAAAAAAGAGGAGAGAGAGCGAGAUGCGAAGAUGGAUCAGUUGAGGAAGAAACUGAAAACCGACGAUGAAGUCAAUUGGGUCGAUCCCUCGAAAACGUUAAGAGAGCAGGGGAUUGAUGAGAAUGAGACCGUUAUCUUGAGGCGAAAGUUUUUCUUCUCGGAUCAGAAUAUCGACUCCCGCGAUCCGGUACAGCUCAAUCUGUUAUACGUGCAGGCGAGAGAUGCAAUUUUGGAUGGGACGCAUCCGGUUACUCAAGAAAAAGCGUGUGAGUUUGCCGGAAUUCAGUGCCAAAUCCAGUUUGGCGAUCACGUCGAAUCGAAACACAAAGCCGGAUUUUUAGAUUUAAAGGAGUUCCUGCCUGCUUCAUACGUUAAGGUGAAAGGGAUCGAACGAAAAGUGUUCGCUGAACAUAAGAAACAUAUCAAUUUAAGUGAAUUAGAAUCCAAAGUCAUUUACACCCAAAAUGCCAGAUCUUUAACAACAUACGGUGUCACAUUCUUCUUGGUGAAGGAAAAGAUGAAGGGAAAGAAUAAGCUGGUACCGCGUCUUUUGGGUGUGACUAAGGAUUCCGUCUUGCGACUGGAUGAAAAAACUAAGGAGAUUUUGAAGACCUGGCCGUUGACUACGGUCCGACGCUGGGGUGCGAGUCCCAACACUUUCACUCUGGAUUUCGGAGAUUACUCGGACCAAUACUAUUCUGUACAGACAACUGAAGCUGAACAAAUUCAACAGAUUAUUGCUGGAUAUAUCGACAUUAUAUUGAAAAAGAAACAAGCCAAGGACCAUUUUGGUAUAGAAGGUGAUGAAGGAUCUACCAUGGUUGAAGAUAGUGUGGCACCUCAUAAGGCAACUAUUUUACAACAUGCCAGCGGUCGUAUUGGGGAGAAAGUUAAUACAGAGUCGCUCGCUAAACCUGCUAUUAUGAGAGCCGGAACCGAUGGAGCCAAACCUUACGGUACAGGCCACAUGGGAGGAGCACAACUGACAACCGUUAGUGGACAAGUUAAUUUAGGCCAUGCCCCACCUACGAUACAACAAACAAAGGUAACAUCUGUGUUAAGCGAACCUCAACGAGCUCUGAUUUCAACAAUUUCUUCUACUCAAAGUAGAAUACACGAGUCUCAAGUCGAUUUGGCAACCAGAACUCAAGUGCCGGAAUUGGGAAGCGAUCCCGCCGCGAAGAAAUGGAAACAAGUAACUUUGGAUACACGCAAACAAAAUGUCGGUUCUCAAAUUGCAGCGAUGAAUGCCGCAACUGCUCAGGUUGUUACCUUGACAUCCGGACCUCAAGACGAAGUAGAUCACACGGCCGUUGGCGCCGCGAUCAAUACAAUCGGCAGUAAUUUACCGGAGAUGACUAAGGAUGUCAAGAUGAUCGCCGCUCUCAUGGAUGAUACGAGUGUUGGUGAAAAACUGCUCGAAGCGACAAGGAAAUUGUGCACAGCCUUUAGUGAUCUUCUUAAGUGUGUCGAGCCAGAAACAAAGGAGCCGCGUCAGAACUUACUGAAUGCAGCAUCCAGAGUCGGAGAAGCUAGCACUCAAGUUCUUGCUACUAUUGGUGAAGAAACUGAAGAAAAUAAGGAACUACAAGAUAUGCUGCUAUCGCUCGCGAAAGCAGUGGCCAACACUACAGCCGCUUUAGUCCUUAAGGCCAAAAACAUCGCGGCAACAUGUGAAGACCAACAAACCCAAAAUCGAGUGAUCGGUGCUGCUACUCAGUGUGCACUCGCAACUUCUCAGCUAGUCGCUUGCGCCAAGGUAGUUGCUCCUACUUUGUAUUCCCCAGCCUGUCAAGAACAACUGACUGCGGCCGUUAGGGAAGUUGCUAGAGCUGUGGAGAAUCUUGUUGGAGUGUGCAAUGAUUCUUGCGAUAAUGAGGAACUAUUGGGACAGUUGAGAAAUGCCGCUUCAGAAGUUACACGCACAUUAAAUGAUCUUUUGGAGCACAUUAAGUUGGCUUCAAGAGAGAGGGCCCAUGAAACAAUCCAAGAAACUAGCGUUGAAAUGAUAUACACUGCAACAGAUAAAUUGUCGGCGGCUUCCGGCGAUACAGGAGAGAUGAUCAAGCAGGCGAGAGUGUUGGGUCAAGCUACCGCACAACUGAUUCAGAGUAUUAAGGGUGAAGCGGAAAAGCAGCCCGAUUCCGAAAUACAAAGACGACUUCUAGCGGCCGCGAAAACAUUGGCAGACGCGACGGCUCGCAUGGUUGAAGCCGCAAGACAAUGCGCCGGUCAUCCCAAUGAAGUCUUGUACCAAGAUAAUCUCAGAAGGACAGCCGAAGAUUUACGUGACGUAACCAUUGUUGCAGCUACGACACCGGCGCUCAGAGCAAAACUCGUCGAUCGCGUUCAGCUUUGCGCGCGACGAGCUGUGUCUACUGCGACGCAAUGUAUUUCUGCAGCACAAGCCAGUGAACCGCACAAUUCGAAUCCGACGUCGCGCGAGGCGCUUAUUGUUGACACCAACGAUUUAGUAGAGCAGAUACCUCCGUUAGUUGAGGCCAUUAGGGCAAGCAGUGAAACGCCGCAGGAAAUUACAACACAAAGUGAACUGAUGUAUGUUGCAGAGGUCUUCUUGCACCCCGCGACGCAUUUCAUUCAAACCUCUCGUUCGGUUCUCUCCACAUUAGACGAUGCAUCGAUAUCUCACCAACUCUCCCAAAGCAGUCAGCAGCUAAAUAGCGACUUGGGCGAUUUACGGGGCGCGCUGAGUCGAGCGAAACCGGCCUGUCAAGGUUUAGGUAUCGACGCCGCCGCCGAACUCAUCUUGAGCUUGAAAGAGGAACUUGACGAAUUUGAAAGGGCUAUUAAUCUUCACGCUUUGAGACCGUUACCUGGUGAUACAGCUGAACAGAGUGCUGCUCAACUAAAUGGCAGUAGCAAGGCCGUUAACCAAGGUAUCGCUCAACUUUUGGGCGCGGCAUCACAAGGAAACGAAAUAUACACAGCUCAAGCGGCACGAGAGACCGCCCACAAAUUGAGAUCUCUCACAAAAGCUGUGCGCGGAGUUGCUGCAACAUCCGAAAAUUUGGACACACAAAGAAAUAUUGUGCACUCUGCCCAAGAUGUUAUGCAACAUUCUGUGAGAUUAAUGGAUGAAGCGAAGCGCAGUUUACAUUUGCCUGAUGGUGAAAUGAAUCAUGAAUUACCUCUCAUUGCAAAGGAAGUGGCUACUGCUGUGGGUCGCACUGUCAACUGUCUACCCAGUCAAAGAGACGUAGACCAGACAAUUACAGAAAUAAAACAAUGGACGUCCAUCUUAGAUUCUCGCCACUUCCCGUCAACAAACAAGAGCUACGGUCAAUUGCAACAAGAAUUAAAUACUGCCGCGGCAAACCUUAACGAAGCGAGUGGCGAUGUCGUCACAUCCGUUCGUAACCCUAUCCAACUAGCGUCUUCGUCCAAAGACUUUGGCUCCGCUUACCAUGAUCUCUUGAAUGUGUCUGUUGAAAUGGUAGGCCAAACGCAAGAUACGGCAGUUCAGGGCAAGAUGGUUCACUCCAUCAAGAAUGUCUCGACAGUUUCAAGCACUCUUUUAUAUACAGCAAAAUCUGUAUCCGCCGAUCCCAAUCUACCAAAUGGAAAGAAUCAGUUGGCGUCUGCCGCACGAGCUGUUACCGAUAGUAUAAAUAAUUUAUUAGACGUGUACACUUCGGCUACUCCCGGUCAAACCGAAUGUGAGAACGCGAUCCGAAGUAUUCAAGCUAUGAAACCGCACCUCGAUAAUCCAAGUGAACCGGUUAACGACUGUAGUUAUUAUGAAUGUUUAGAUUCUGUAAUGGAGAAAAGCAAAUUAUUGGGUGAAGGUAUGACCGGAAUAACAAAUGCCGCCAAACAGUCUCAACACGAGAAAUUUGGUGAGAAUGUCAAAAAUGUUAGUGUGGGUAUAUGUGGACUAAUAGAAGCUGCCGCACAAGCAGCUUAUUUGGUUGGAGUCUCUGAUCCUACAAGUGUAGCUGGUCGUCCAGGUUUGCUUGAUCAAGCACAGUUCGCGCGUGCUUCUCAGGCCAUUCAGCAGGGCUGUGCAUCUUUAACAUCGCCCACAAGUUCACAACAGCAGGUAUUGACCGCAGCGACGGUUAUCGCGAAACAUACAAGCGCGCUUUGCAACGCGUGUAGAAUCGCCAGCUCAAAAACGAGCAACCCUGUAGCCAAACGCCAUUUUAUUCAAAGCGCCAAGGACAUCGCCAAUUCCACGGCCCACCUGGUCAAAGCGAUAAAAGCGUUAGAUUCCGAUUAUUCGGAAGUAAACAGGAGUCAAUGCGCUGAAGCGACUAGACCUCUUUUAGACGCCGUCGAUAAUCUUUGCGUUUACGCUUGCUCAAGUGAAUUCGUCACUAUCCCUGCAAAAAUAUCAACUCAAGCGCGUUUGGCGCAAGAGCCGAUAGUCGAGGCGGGUCGCAAAAUCAUUGAAAGUUCUUGUGCCGUUUUACACACAGCAAAGAGCUUGGUGGUGAUGCCCCGCGAUCCACCCACUUGGCAACAGUUCGCCAGUCAUUCGAAAACUGUAUCGGAUUCUAUAAAAAAGCUUGUCUCCAGUAUUCGUGAUAAAGCUCCAGGCCAGUCUGAAUGCGAAAGGGUUGCUAUAACUUUAACAAACUACCUACGAGCUUUAGACGCCGCUUACAUGGAAGCUGUAUCACAAACAUUAGCAACUCGAAAGGGUUCAUCACAAAGUGUGUACAAUCAACAAGUUGCUCGUGCGGCUAGUGAAAUACAAGACACGAUUGAACCGUUGCGCCAAGCCGCCAAAUGUGAAGCAGAAAAUAUCGGGCACACAGUCAAUCAAAUGGUACAGUACUUUGAACCCUUAGUUCAAGGCACCAUAGGCGCCGCAUCAAACAUGUCCAACUCGAAACAACAAGAGUUGCUAUUAGAUCAAGCGAAAUCAAUCACGGAAGCCACGUUACAGCUUGUAUACGCAACAAAGGAUUGUGGCGGAAAUUCUAAGGCUAUAAACAUCCAUCCCGAUAUUGACGAAUGCGCUGCGUCAACUCGUGAAGCACUGCAAGAGCUUGUGAGCAAUUUGGAAACGAUUUCCACUCAAAGUGGCAUUGUGUCGGGUGUCGUUGACAAUCUAACCAAGGCGAUAACCCGCCUAUCCGAUCACAGAGCUUCCUUAGUUAUAUCAGACGGUGACACUUACGUGGAUUAUCAAACGAGGAUGGUCGAGUGCGCCAAGGACAUUGCAAAAAUUGCCGGAGAAAUGCCAACAAAGGGCGCAACUGAACCUCAACGUUUGGCGCCAUUGUCUGCAGACUUGGCACGAAAGUACUCUCAACUGGCAAAUGAUAGCAUUGGAGCUGCGGCUGCUUCUACAAAUGGUGAGGUUGCGUUAAGAUUGAAAGAGGUUGUGCAAGCGUUAGGUGGCGCUUGUGUCGAUUUGGUGCAAGCCGGUGGACAGUGCCAAAUUCGGAAGGAUGAUAUGACGUUGCGUGACCUUGGAGAUAGCUCGCGGAUUGUUAUUGAAAAGGUUUCGCGCGUUUUGGCGACUCUCCAAUCGGGUUCACGAGGCACCCAAGCUUGCAUUAACGCUGCAUCUACUGUGUCGGGUAUAAUCGGUGACCUAGAUACUACCAUAAUGUUCGCGACUGCUGGAAAUCUCAACCCAGAAAGUGAGCAUGAAUCGUUUGCUGAUCAUCGUGAGAAUAUUUUAAAGACCGCCAAAGCGCUAGUGGAGGACACAAAAACCUUGGUCGCCGGAGCGGCUUCGUCUCAAGAACAAUUGGCGGUUGCAGCUCAGAAUGCUGUCACAACCAUCGUCCAACUGGCCGAGGUGGUCAAGUUCGGUGCGGCAAGUCUCGGUUCAGAUAAUCCAGAUUCGCAGGUCAUGCUUAUUAAUGCUGUCAAAGAUGUGGCGAGCGCUUUAGGCGAUCUAAUUCAUGCGACGAAGGCGGCGAGUGGAAAACCAAUCAACGAUCCCGCUAUGGCCCAUUUGAAAGAUAGUGCUAAGGUUAUGGUGACAAACGUGACUUCUCUAUUGAAAACGGUUAAGGCGGUAGAAGACGAACAUACCAGAGGCACACGAGCAUUGGAAUCGACAAUUGAAGCAAUCGGUCAAGAAAUUCGCGCUCUCAAUACAAGCGAUGGUUGUAAAAGUGGCGUUACUCCCGAGGAUAUUAUACGAUCUACGAAAGCGAUUACUAAAGCCACUGCGAAAUCAGUUGCGGCUGGAAUCAGUAAUAAGCAAGAUGAUAUAAUAGCGGCCGCCAACAUGUCACGGAAAGCAAUUUCUGACAUGCUGGUCAUAUGCAAGAGCACAGCAUACAACGUAGCCGAAACUCCUGAGCUUCGCAAUCGAACUCUACUCGCCGGUCAAGACUGCGCCCAACAAUUCAGGGAGUUGUUAUUCGCCAUACUUCAAGGGAAUAGUGCAGAUUCCAAGCACAUCCUACCGCCUAUAUCACGCAAGAUAGCACAAUGCGUAACAGAACUAGUCACUGUUGCCGAACUUUUAAAGGGUUCAGAUUGGGUGGACCCAGAUGAUCCGACAGUGAUAGCCGAAAACGAACUUCUAGGGGCAGCUGCAUCGAUUGAUGCGGCUGCGAAAAAAUUGGCAAGUUUGCGACCGAGAACGAAAAUAAAGACACAUGACUUGGACGAAUCAAUGAACUUUGAUGAAAUGAUACUAGAAGCCGCAAAAUCCAUUGCGGCGGCAACAUCCGCCUUAGUUAAAGCUGCCAGUGCCGCUCAACGAGAGCUGAUUGACAGCGGUAAAAUGUCGCGCACGCCCAUUUCCUCAUCGGACGAUGGACAGUGGUCAGAAGGUCUGAUUUCUGCUGCCCGUUUAGUAGCGGCCGCAACUCACAGUUUAGUGGAAAGUGCGAAUGCGCUUGUGCAAGGCUUGGCCAGCGAAGAAAAACUUAUAUCAUCUGCGAAGCAGGUUGCUAGCUCCACCGCUCAAUUAUUAGUUGCAUGCAAAGUGAAAGCAGAAAGCGAUACCGAAGCGACUCGGCGAUUACAGCAAGCCGGUAAUGCGGUCAUUCGCUCUACAGAUAAUCUAGUACGAGCGGCUCAAAGAGCAAUUAGUGUCGAGGAAGAACGAUCGCUAAUUCUUAACAAACGAAUGGUCGGUGGCAUCGCCCAGGAAAUAAAUGCGAGGUCAGAGGUACUACGUAUUGAACGUCAACUUGAGGAAGCACGAGGGAAACUAACCGCUAUUCGACAGGCCAAAUAUAAACUGCGCGGCGGAGACACAUCGGGCGAUGAUACAGACGGGUAUGUGAGUUCCGCCUUUGAUGGCGCCACUUCGCGUUACGAUUCGCACCAUUAUGACUCAAGCGCUUACGGAACCAAGUCGGUUACUCAAAAUUCAACAUUCAGUGACAGUUAUAGUCAGCUCGAAAGCCCUGAAAAAGUUAAUUCUUUGGAUCGCAAUAAGAAGAAUAGAAAUAUACUUCUGGGCGAAAUAAAUUCAAUGGAUUCUGCUGUUUACGGUGGAACAAACUCGUACAAUCAAAGCAACACUUUUGACAAGCAUACAUAUACUUCUUUCUCGGAGCAUGCACCCAAAUUUGGUUCACUACCUUCCAACCCGAACAAGUAUGCGCCUCUAACUUCUCAAUAUUCUACUGAAAGCCAAUACAGGACGUCUACUUUCAAACCAACAGAGACAUCAACUGGUCCUACAUAUCAUUCGAGUUACUAUUCAAAUUCAUCUCCAGAUCAUCGUUUGUGUCCCACAACUAUUCCGAUGACCAAACCUGUAUCUCCAACAGUGAACACAUCUCCAAAACCAUUCAGCAGUGAGCAAUACACCAGCACUUUUAAAUACGAUCAUUUACCUCAAAAAUCUGUUAACCAAAUCAGUCUCUCUACCUCUAAGCCGAAAGAUCAGCCUCUCUCAAGUUUCACGCCAGACCCAUACGGAGGCGCGUACACCACCUCGGAGUACUCUACAAACACUUCGAAAAUACCUGGAGGUUUCAGAACGGACUCCUACAAAUACGAGACAUAUCACUCGUCAUCAAAACCAGUUGACACAUUUGGCUCGACAACCGAACGAUUCUUCACCAGCUCGCCAAACGAUAAGCUCCAAUUCAGCCCCAUUAAGAAGGACUUCGAUCACGUGCUUAAAAACGGAUCAAAAUCGGACCACCAAAAUUCUUUCUCGUCCAGCAUGGAGGUCGUUCACGAUCCGUCCCUCGAUUCCGAUUCGCUCGAACAAAAGAUGUUAAAAAAAUCCGUAAGACAGCAGAUUAUUGAGAAGAAAACGGUAACGACGACUAGAUCAAGUAAACAGGAAAGUUCCACCCAGAAUUUCAGAUUUGAGUAAGAUAAUUUUCUUUGUAAUUAAUAUGUAAAAGUUGUAUUAUUGUGUUCUACUAAUGAGAUGGUGCUAAAAAAAUUUCUUUGUUAAUUUGUUAACCAAAAAUCUAGUUUAGACUUUAAUUCUUGUGCCAAUAAUUUCAUUUUAACGAGUUUUAUAAUUUAUGUAAGAGUAUUAUAAUAGAUUUAGUGCCAAAAGUCAUAAUUUUACUUACUCAGUGUAUGUAACCAUUUCUAUUAUCUACACCAGAAAUUGCAUGCCUUAGUCUAAGUGCUUUUAUUGUAAUUAAUGCAUUGUAGGUAUGUAUUUAAAUUAAGUAAGUGCCUAAUCUAAAUGCUGCCAGCCUUUAAUGAUCGCCUUCAGUGUGGGGAGUGUUAAGAAUAGUAUUAAAUCAGUAACGUGUUUUGCCUGUGCCUCACUGAAGCAAAAGUGUUUUUUUAAUUCGAGUCUUAUACUAUAGUGCCUGUACUUGAAUAAUUUUUUAAUAAGCUACUUAUGUAAGUGUUAAGGAGUGUUGUAAUAUAUAUUUUAACUAAGUUUUUAGUGACCUCUAAAUAAAUUUUUAUCACUAAUA